UCAGAGAGCAAGAGAGAGAGAGAGAGAGAGAGAGCCAUCCACUAAGGGAAGGAGGAAAACGCUGUUCUCCGUCAGCCAUGGCUCCCUGGACGCAGACCUCCUCUGCUAGAUAUGGCGUUGUCAAGUGGAACUUCACAGCCAAGCAUGAGCGGCAGCUGUCCCUGGAGGUGGGGGACACCGUGCACAUUGAGUUGGCCUGUGAAGGCUGGUACAAGGGGUAUUUGGUGAAGAACAAGACCAAGGAGGGGGCCUUUCCUGCCAGCAUUAUUGAACUGAAGGAAGUCAUUGUUGAAAAACGAGGAGAUGAGGAGGUGGUGUUAUCGGGAGAGCUGCCCCUGGUGAAGGAGGUGACCACUACUCUGCGGGAGUGGGGCAGCAUCUGGAAACAGCUGUUUGUGGCCAAUAAGAAAGAGCGUGUUACUCAAGUCCAGAGACUCAUGUGGGACUUAAUGGAAUGGCGUUCACAGCUCCUAUCGGGCACGUUGCCUAGCGACGAGUUCAAGGAACUGAAGCAGAAAGUCACUUCCAAAAUCGACUAUGGCAACCGGAUCCUGGAGCUGGAUCUUGUGGUCCGGGAUGCCGACGGGAACAUUUUGGACCCGGAUCAAGCCAGCGUCAUCAGCCUGUUCCGGGCCCACGAGAAUACCAGCAGCAAGAUUACGGAGCGCAUCAAAGAGGAGCAGUCCAACACCCAGACGGAUCAUUCCGGAAUCUCCGCGCGCAUCCAGUCGUCUCCCACUCACAGCUUGUUUGUUUUCGUCCGCAACUUUGUGUGCCGCAUCGGAGAGGACUCUGAGCUGUUCAUGUCCCUUUAUGACCCCCACAAACAGGCCAUUAUCAGUGAGAACUACCUAGUGCGCUGGGGGAGCGGAGGAUUCCCCGCCGACAUUGAGAUGCUGAACAACCUGAAGGUCGUCUUCACUGACCUGGGCAACAAGGACCUGAACAGAGAGAAGAUCUAUCUCAUCUGCCAGAUCGUGCGGGUGGGCCGCAUGGACCUGAAGGAGUCCCACUCCAAGAAGUGCACCCUGGGCCUGCGCAGGCCGUGCGGGGUGGCAGUGAUGGAUAUCAGUGACAUUAUCAAAGGGAAAUUUGAGUCUGAAGAAGAGAAGCAGUAUUUCAUCCCCUUUCAUCCGGUUACAGCAGAAAAUGACUUCCUUCACACCUUGCUGAACAAAGUGAUCGCCUCGAGAGGUGACAGUGGGGGACAGGGGUUGUGGGUGACGAUGAAGGUGCUGGUGGGGGACAUCAUCCAGAUCCGCAAGGACUACCCUCACCUGGUGGACCGCAACACGGUGGUGGCCAGGAAACUGGGCUUCCCGGAGAUCAUCAUGCCCGGGGACGUGCGCAACGACAUCUACAUGACCCUGGUGUCCGGCGACUUCGACAAGUACAACAAGACCACGCAGAAGAACGUGGAGGUCAUCAUGUGGGUGUGCGACGAGGAGGGCAAGGUCGUGCCGAAUUCUAUCUGCCUCGGGGCGGGAGACAAGCCGCUGAACGAGUACAAAUCGGUCAUCUACUAUCAGGUCAAGCAGCCCCGAUGGAUGGAGACUUUCAAGGUAUCCAUCCCUCUUGAAGAGAUGCAAAGGAUCCACCUGCGCUUCAUGUUCCGCCACCGCUCUUCCCAAGAGUCCAAGGACAAGAGUGAGAAGAACUUCGCCAUGGCGUUUGUGCGCCUCAUGAAGGAGGAUGGCACCGUGCUGCGGGAUGGAUACCAUGACCUGGUGGUCUUUAAGGGUGACAGUAAGAGGAUGGAAGACGUGAGCUCCUACCUGUCCCUGCCCUCCUCGCGCACCGGCAGCGACCCCCACAAGGGGGCGACGUUGAUGCGCAGCUCCAGCAGUGUGGGGGGCGGCCUGUCCGUCAGCUCCCGAGACAGCUUCACCAUCUCCACCCUCGUCUGCUCCACCAAGCUCACCCAGAACGUGGGUCUCCUCGGGUUGCUUAAAUGGAGAACUCGGCCUGAACUCCUCAAGGAGAAUCUGGAAAAACUGAAGAUCAUAGACGGCGAGGAGAUUGUGAAGUUCCUGCAGGACACUCUGGACGCUCUGUUCAACAUCAUGAUGGAGCACUCCCAGACAGACGACUAUGACAUACUGGUGUUCGACGCCCUGAUCUAUAUCAUAGCCCUGAUUGCUGACCGCAAAUUCCAGCACUUUAACACCGUGCUGGAGGCUUACAUCAAGCAGCACUUCAGUGCGACGCUUGCCUACAAGAAGCUGAUGUCUGUGCUGAAGAAAUACAUUGAGUUGACCAGCCAAGGGGAGCAGUGCGAGCCAAUUAUCAGGACCCUCAAAGCCCUGGAGUACAUCUUCAAAUUCAUCGUGCGCUCCCGCAUGCUCUACUCCCAGCUCUACGAGGGGAAGGAGCAGGCCGAGUUCGAGGAAUCGCUGCAGAGCCUCUUCGAGACCUUUAACCGCCUGAUGAAAAGCGAAUACAACACCACCGCCCUUCAGCAGGUGGCUGCGCUGAAGUACUUGCCAUCAGUGUUGCACGACGUGGAGACCGUCUUCGAUGCCAAACUGCUCAGUCAACUCCUGUAUGAUUUUUACAUCGGCAUCCCCAAAGCAAAUCUCCAGAAGCACAAGGUGACCUCCAUGACAGAAAUUGUCAGCAGCAAACUUUUCCAAAGACAAGAAUGCCGUGACAUCUUGCUACCCAUGAUGCUUCAGGAGCUGGGUGACGCCCUGAAACAAGUGGGCGUGGCUCCGUCCGACGAGCACCGGGACAGCGUCGAGCUCCUCAACAAGAUCCUGGAGGUCCUGAGCUGCAAAAACGUGGGCGACACUUUCCAGCAUGUUCAGGCCAUAGUGGAGUCCCUGCUGAGGACCAUCAACCGCACGGUCAUCACCAUGGGCAGAGAACAUACUCUCAUCUCUCGGGUGGUGGCCUGCAUGACGGCCAUUCUCAGCCAGAUGGAUGACCGUCACUACUCGCGCUACAUUGAGACUUUCACAGGGACGACAGACCUGGUGGACUUCCUGAUGGAGACGUUCCUGCUGUUUAAAGAUCUGAUUGGAAAUCGGAAGCAUGUGUACCCCUCUGAUUGGGUGGCCAUGAUCAUGGUCCAGAACAGAGUCUUCCUCCGAGCUAUCAACACCUAUGCCGACACCAUGAACCGCAAAUUCCUGGACAACAACUUUGAAGUGCAGCUAUGGAACAACUAUUUCUACUUGGCCGUGGCCUUCAUUACCCAGGAUUCUUUGCAACUUCAGCAUUUCUCUCCCACAAAGAGAAACAAGAUCCUUGCAAAGUAUGGAGACAUGAGAAGACUGAUAGGAUUUGCAAUAAGAGACAUGUGGUAUAAACUCGGGCAGAAUAAGAUCUGCUUCAUCCCGGGCAUGGUGGGGCCCAUCCUGGAGAUGACUCUGAUCCCGGAGGAGGAGCUGCGCCGGGCCACCAUCCCCAUCUUCUUUGACAUGAUGCAGUGUGAACACAGCCAUAGCCAGAACUUCAAAAAGUUUGAAAAUGAGAUCAUUCUGAAGCUGGACCAUGAAGUGGAGGGAGGAGGAGGAGACGAGCAAUACAAGGACCUCCUAGAGGCGAUCAUGCUAGACCUGGGGGAGAGGAACUCUCACCUGUUGACGGAGAUGAGGCAUUUCGUCAGCCUGGUGACAGGCCUGCUGGAGCGUCUCCUUGACUACCGCGCCGUGCGGAGCGAUGACAGCCGCAACAACAAGAUGAGCUGCACCGUCAAUCUCUUGAACUUCUACAAGGAUAUCAACCGUGAGGGCAUGUACAUCAGGUACCUGUACAAGCUGAGGGACCUGCAUCUGGAUGUUGAAAACUUUACAGAGGCGGCCUACACUUUACUUUUGCACUCCAGACUUCUGAAGUGGUCAGACGAUCAGUUGCCGCCACAGCUGGACUCCCAGGGCUGUCAGUCCCAGAGGCAGCUGAAGGAGAACCUCUACGACACCAUCAUCGGCUACUUCGACAAGGGCAAGAUGUGGGAGGAGGCCAUCACGCUGUGCAAGGAGCUGGCUGAGCAGUACGAGAUGGAAGUGUUCGACUACGAACUCCUCAGUCAGAGUCUGAAGCAGCAGGCGCGGUUCUACGAGAACAUCAUGAAAAUCCUGCGGCCCAAACCAGACUACUUCGCUGUGGGAUACUAUGGAUGUGGCUAUCCUUUGUUCCUACGGAACAAGGUGUUCAUCCACCGGGGCAAAGAAUACGAGCGGCGGGAGGACUUCCAGAACCAGCUGCUGAGCCAGUUCCCCAGCGCCAUCCGCCUCAACACCACCCACAUGCCCGACGACACCAUCAAGAACUCCUCCAGCCAGUAUAUCCAGUGUUUCACCGUGCAGCCCAUCCUGGAGAUUCCACCUCGCCUGAAGAACAAGCCCGUCCCUGACCAGAUUAUCAAUUUCUACAAGUCCAACUAUGUGCAGCGUUUCCACUACUCCAGGCCAGUGAUGAAAGGCACAGUGGAUAAGAGCAACGAAUUUGCUUCUAUGUGGAUUGAGCGCACCACCUUCUCCACGGCCUACAAGCUCCCCGGCAUCCUGCGCUGGUUCGAGGUCACGAACAUGACUCACGCCACCAUCAGUCCCUUGGAGAAUGCCAUUGAGACGAUGGGCAACACCAACGAGAAGAUCCUCACCAUGAUCAACCAGUACCAGGGCGACGAGAGCCUUCCCAUCAACCCCCUGUCCAUGCUGCUCAACGGCAUCGUGGACCCAGCGGUCAUGGGAGGCUUCGCUAAGUAUGAGAAGGCUUUCUUCACGGAGGAGUACAUGCAGAGCCAUCCGCAGGACAAAGACAACCUCGCACGCCUCAAGGAUCUCAUCGCCUGGCAGGUUCCACUGCUGGGCAGAGGCAUCGCGCUCCACGGGAAGAGGGUGAUGGAGGACCUGCGGCCCUUCCACGACCGCAUGGAGGAGUGCUUCAAGGAGCUCAGGAAGAAGGUGGAGAUGGAGUACGGCGUCCGAGAGCUGCCGGACAUGGACGAGAGGAAGUCCACUCGCCCUCGCUCUGUGAUGCGCUCCUACCGCCAGUCCAUCAUCUCCAUCUCCUCGCUGGCCGGUUCCGAGUGCGGGACGCCCACCAAGACCCAGCCCGAGAGCUCUUUCUCUCCAGACUCCCCCACCCCCACCCUGCAGCGCUCCAGCGGCAGCAUCAGCGUGAUUGACGAGGGCGGCAACGAGGUGGAGGUGCGCAUGCGCCGCUCCAACAAGCGCAAGAAGAAGAGGAGCAGCAUGAUCUUCAUCAGCGAGGAGAAGGAGAAGGAGAAGGCCUUCAACUCCAAGCGGCUGUCCAAGAAGCAAGAGUUCCGCAGUGACACCAACCUGUCGGAGGCAAACCAAGGAGAAGGUCUCGCCAGCACCAACUCCAGAUCCAUGCCCACCAUUACAGGUCUGUCUCUGUCCGUGGCCAACGGCGGAGAGGAGGUGGACUCGGCGCGCUCCAGGCGGGACAGCAAGAGCAUGUCCGUGUGCGGCACUCUGCCCUCGGACAGGACCACGGACCGGCGCUCCAAAGGAGUCAUCAACCUCCUGUUCAAGAGCAAGAGCUCCAAGUCAGAGGAAGGAAAGUCCACAGGGGACUUGACCGCCGACAAAGAUUCCAAUCGUUUCUAAACUCCUGUUUACAAGAAGACACCUCUUUAUCGUAAUCAUGCUCUCAUGGAGUCACUCCUCUGCCGUCUCAAAGUGCCUUUUCCAAACUUCUGCCUGUCCAUUUUAAAUAAAUCACAUUUUAUAGAUUUCUAUUCAUCAACAGACAAGAAUAUUAUCGUAUUGUCACUAUGGACUCCAGCUUAAGAUAUAAUCUGUGCUGUAAACAUAAUAAAAGCAUUUUAGUGCC
Sardina pilchardus (European sardine) is the source of this 5808-nucleotide messenger RNA. RefSeq names its product dedicator of cytokinesis protein 2 (gene dock2). Gene Ontology annotation, cellular component: cytoplasm; plasma membrane. The record is from RefSeq and is a predicted model, not a curated record. The coding region runs from base 78 to 5582 and encodes 1834 amino acids. Lineage: Eukaryota; Metazoa; Chordata; Actinopteri; Clupeiformes; Clupeidae. Gene Ontology annotation, biological process: small GTPase-mediated signal transduction; cell migration; myoblast fusion. Gene Ontology annotation, molecular function: guanyl-nucleotide exchange factor activity; small GTPase binding. The transcript has 51 exons.